UACUAUAAAAUUUUUGAGUAUGUAAAUCAUAAAUUCUGAUCCUUAUUUCCAGAUAUUUUUUGUAAAUAAAUCGAUAUAUUUGUUAACGAUAACUUUGAUAAACUGAUAACGUUAAUAAUGUUUAAUCAAUAACAUUUAAGAUAAGGUGUAAUAACGAGAGAGGCACCAUAUUGAAAGGUGAAUAAAGUGUGAAGUGAAUUAUUAUUGUGAUUUAAAAAUAACGAUCAAACAAGAUGCCAAUAGAGAACCAAUAUAUUCCUUUGGAAGGAUCACGAAGAUCAUGGUGGGGAACUUUAACUGGACUUGAGAAAAUGCUCAUUUUGUUAUCGGCAACGUUAGCAAUUUUUGUUUUUACAUUAACGUUGGCGUUAAUAACAACUAAAAAAUGUUCGCAUGAAGUUACAACAGAAGCUCCAAUUACAACAACUGAGGGGCCAAUAACAACUGAAGAACCUGUAACAUCUGACGAACCUAAUAGUACUGAAGAACCCGCAACAACUGAUGAACCUCAAACUAGUGACGAACCUGAAACUACUGAAGAAAUAGAUACAACUGAAGAGGUAAUUACUGAAGCACCAAAAGAACCUCCGAACGAUGUUAAAAUUACAAGUUCUUCUGAUAGUAAUUCUCAGACUACCUCAAAAAUAGCUGAGAACGAAGAAACUAAAAAAUUGUUAAAUAUGGAAAGUGAAGAAGAAAGUGAUGAAGUAUCAAAAAAUAUAAGUCAAAAUGGCAAAGUUGAGGAAAUCACUGAAAACGAUAAUGAUGAAAUAGAGAAAGAAGACACUAAAAAAUCAAAGGAAUUAAAUAUGGACAAGGAAAGUAAAGAAGAUUAUAACUAAUAAAUGUAAAUUGUUAGAGAUUAAAAUACUUAUUAUAAUAAUUAA
This is a messenger RNA of Onthophagus taurus, 887 nucleotides long. Its product is annotated as 300 kDa antigen AG231-like. NCBI's taxonomy places the organism in Eukaryota, Metazoa, Arthropoda, Insecta, Coleoptera, Scarabaeidae. The record is from RefSeq and is a predicted model, not a curated record.